Molecule: messenger RNA, 920 nt
Organism: Lobosporangium transversale
Lineage: Eukaryota; Fungi; Mortierellomycota; Mortierellomycetes; Mortierellales; Mortierellaceae
Exons: 2
Coding region: 468-920 (150 amino acids)
Source: RefSeq, a predicted model, not a curated record
CAUUGAAUGUUUGUUCUACUGCAAGUGCAAUUAACCAACUUUAUCCGACAAAUAAGAAAGAAGUGAGAACUCUUAGACACUUCCUGAAGAAAACAUUGUAAAAUCCAUUCGAUCUUGAUCCUUAUACAAUUCCACAAUACCAAUACAACAUGAUAUUGAUGUAAUUCAGGUACUCAAGGUCAUCUGUCCUCAACCGAGAGAUGACUUGUAGUCCGACAUUUGCUCAUCAACAUGGUCUCAUCCCUCAGUUGAUUGUCUGUCAGCUCGAUCUAUGAAAGGGUUGAUCGAGAUGAUUAAACCUGGAACUAAGGCGGAGAGCAGGACCAAGAUAGAGAUCAAGUCUGGCCAAAAGCGGGUCAGAAAUGACAUCGUAGGAGUCUCUAAUACUAAAAGCACAUGCUGAUCAAGGAGCAUUGGAUUAUAGUUCCUGAGGACGAACGCACGAACAAACGCACUUGUUUAGAGCCAUGACUCUAAACCAACUUACCAAACGACAACAUAUCACUAUCAUUGGCAAACGAGAGCUAUUAAUGACUACUUGUUCAACUUCGAACCUGAAGAAUAUCAUCAAUUACCUAUUAUACUAUCGCACUACUUAUGAGGUCUCCGUACAGCAGUCAUUAUUCGGGAGAUGGAUUGCCUGGCUUACAACAUGUUACGAAAGACUCUCUUGGCCAUAUUCAUUCUUGCCUCUGUUGCGAGCGCUGACAUUCCCGGUGUCAGGCGAGAUGGUAGCGGUUUCCAUAUCGACUAUGGAACCAAGCUUUAUCCUUGCACUGUUGGCAAAAACUCGUGCAAGUCAGAUGGCCCAUGCCAAGCUCAUGAAAUGGCAACUUCCUUUUAUGCAUGUGGUGACUCGGGAUGGAGUGUGUGCACCGGAUUUUGCAGGGGUAGACCCUAGUCAAGGUCAUGGGGUGUAG